AGGCUCCAGCGCUACUUGAUGCGCAAAGCACUGGAGAAGAGUGGACACCUGGCAGCCAGAACCAAGGAGACGGGCCUCGCAAGGACCAGAGAGGUCUCUGAAAUGUCCGGGGAAAACGAAAGUAAGCAGUUUCUCCAGAAGGAUGUGAUGACAACUCAGGAGAAUCCUCCCACAUUUGGUGAAGCUGUGUCCAUUUCCUCUGAGGACCUAGCCAGGCAGCCAUCGUCUUCCCAAGAUCUUCAGAACCUGCUAACCCGGCCCAGCAUCUCAGAAAAAAGGUCUAGUUCCUUCCUGCGUCCGAUGCCUCAGAAAUCUAUGAAACGUGUGGCCAUUGAUUGUGAAAUGGUAGGCACGGGUCCUUCUGGAAAGACAAGCGAGUUGGCACGCUGUACGGUGGUGAGCUAUGACGGUGAUGUGAUUUAUGACAAAUACGUUCUUCCAGAAUAUCCAAUUGUAGAUUAUAGGACUCGCUGGAGUGGCAUCACCUGGAAGCACAUGAGAAAAGCAAUUAAUUUCAGGAUUGCGCAGGGUGAGAUCAUACAGAUCUUGAAGGAUAAAAUAGUGGUGGGCCAUGCUCUCCACAAUGAUUUCCGAGCCUUAAAGUACUUUCACCCCCGAGCCUGGAGGCGCGAUACAAGCCACUGUCCUCUGCUGAAGAAGAAAGUGGCCUCAUCCCUGAAGCCAUCCAUGUCUCUCAAGAACCUAGCUCAUCAGCUGCUACACAAAAACAUCCAGGUUGGCAAACGUGGGCAUUCAUCUGUUGAAGAUGCUCAAGCUUCUAUGGAGCUUUACAGAUUGGUAGAGUUUCAAUGGGAGGAACUGCUGACUCCACGUCACCCCGCAAGCCUUUCAGACACCACCCUGGACAGCGAUACUGAUAACAGUUGCUACAUGGAUGAUCAAUAUUGGCCCAAGGACCUUGAUGUAGACUGCAAAUGAAAGUUCGGGUUUUAGAAAGGAAUUGUAAAGAAAUUACCCGGCCAUUCUGAAGAGAGAGCUUGGUUUAAACAUGAGGAUUUGUGUCUUCCAGCAUCAUCGAAGCAGUAUUAUUGACAUUUGUUUUCCUCAAAGGGUGUAGAUGCCAAAGGAAACCUUGAGCCCAAAUAAGCUUUUUCAGUUUUUGAACCUUUGAGCGUUGUGCCUAAAGGAACUCCAGCUUUAAGCCUUUGAAUGUUGAGGGAGAGAAGUUUAUCCAUUUCUCAAUUCUUUUC
Protobothrops mucrosquamatus (brown spotted pit viper) is the source of this 1211-nucleotide messenger RNA. RefSeq names its product apoptosis-enhancing nuclease-like. The coding region runs from base 19 to 939 and encodes 306 amino acids. Gene Ontology annotation, cellular component: nucleus. Gene Ontology annotation, molecular function: exonuclease activity; nucleic acid binding. The transcript has 3 exons. The record is from RefSeq and is a predicted model, not a curated record. Lineage: Eukaryota; Metazoa; Chordata; Lepidosauria; Squamata; Viperidae.